Aspergillus caelatus is the source of this 2019-nucleotide messenger RNA. Its product is annotated as Zn(II)2Cys6 transcription factor. The transcript is spliced from 6 exons. Lineage: Eukaryota; Fungi; Ascomycota; Eurotiomycetes; Eurotiales; Aspergillaceae. Gene Ontology annotation, biological process: DNA-templated transcription; positive regulation of transcription by RNA polymerase II. The record is from RefSeq and is a predicted model, not a curated record. Gene Ontology annotation, molecular function: DNA-binding transcription factor activity, RNA polymerase II-specific; zinc ion binding; sequence-specific DNA binding. Gene Ontology annotation, cellular component: nucleus. Bases 1 to 2019 code for a protein of 672 amino acids.
AUGCGUGCUGGGGGCCAGCGUCUAGCAACACGGUCAGAACCGCGGCACCUCGGUCCAUCGGCGGUGAGACCACAGAAGAAAUCUAUUGCAUGCUAUCGAUGCCAUUCACAAAAAAUCAAAUGCUCCGGGGAGAAGCCAUGCUUGAGGUGCCGCAGGGCUGGCUAUGCCGCGCAAUGCGGAUAUGCCAAUCGUGAUCGCAAAAUACGAGUUGAUGAAAGCUAUCUCGAGCAGCUUAUUCAAGAUAGCCAAGAACUCCGUGAACAACGAGCUCGCGAAAACGAAAGAGCACAUCAUACUACGGACGACACCACGACGCAACCUGCCGAGACUCCAGUGACUAAUUUUUACGAUCACGCAGUAAGCGAAACUCCAUGGUUUCAGUCUCAAGACACUUCUGUACUUCCGAUCUACAUUAAUGAAGCAGCUUGCACGACGUUCGCCACCCGGCUUUGCCAGUGUCUGCGGGGCACUGACGCCUCGAUACUACGCAUCCCGCAAUACCGGUAUACUAGUGAAUCCACAUUGACGUCCCUGCUUCAAGUGGAUGUGCAGUGGCCUAGCUUAGUACAUGCGACGUUGCUGGUGAAGACUGCGCUUUGCCAUAUUAAUCCGUCCUUUCACCUAGCAUUAAAAGGGGAAACGAUGAGCUCGCUCCAAGAUGUCUAUCGAACGGCAGACUUCAACAACCCGACCCUCCAAUGCAAAUAUUUUGCCCUGUUUGCUAUAGGUCAAGUCUACUCUACCCCUUAUAAUUCCAUCAACGCCUCGGCAGUGUCCGGUUCAACUUAUUUUGCUCAUGCUAUGAGUGUUAUCCGGUUCGUGCCGGAGCGGCCAAGCCUCAUCCACAUUGAGUGCUUACUUCUUCUUGCAUACUUUUGCCAAUUUCUGAACAGGUUCCACUCCGCCUAUCUCCUCGUUGGUAAUGCCUUGCGUCUCGGUCUCAGCCUUGGCUUAAACUAUAACGUCCCAAAAAGCCAACGUCUGCCCACGGUGGAAAGGGAGCAUCGUGUACGCAUAUGGUGGUCCAUCUAUGUUCUUGAUCGCUUCUGGGGAUCAAAAUCAGGAUUCCCUGUGCAAAUUCACGAUGACGAUAUCCAUGUUGAUCUGCCCUCAAGUCUGGUUUCUGAGACUUGCGGGGAACAGUUUGCAGCUAGCUCAUAUCAGGUAGCAGCCAUCGCGCUUGCCAAGAUUACAGGCAACACGACAAGAGAAAUUUAUAGCCGGAGGAAAUACACUGAGAGCUUCCUACAGCGCGAGCAGAAGCUUCUAAUCCAGCUGAAACGGUGGGUACAGUCUCUUCCUGAGGAUAUCAGGCUUCAUGCAGACAAGGUCAAUGCAAAGGACACUCUGCUUCUGCAUCUCCAGUUCAACUAUUGUGUAAUUUUGGCAAUUCGCCCUGUUCUGCUCAAUCUACUCAUCGGCCAUACAAAAAGUCAUCGCAUUUAUUCAACUGGGGAUGUUACUCCAAUUUUGGCUGCCUUGUGUGAGGCAUGCAUUCACGCCGCGAGAUAUUCUCUGAAGCUAUGUGUCGAUGAGUUCACAAAUGGGUCCAUUGCGAGCUUUGGCUACGCCUUUCCUGCAUUCAUUUUCUCCUCUGCAUUAGUCCUGGUUGUUUCAAGCAUCUUGCCAUUUGGGAGCGUGGAUGAUUUGCCGUCUGUUGAUACGGCAAUAGAAAUGCUGAACAUUCUCAGUGCUUCUGAUAAUCUGCCGGCCAAGGACCUACAUGAACAUCUCCAGAGAGUCCGACAGUGCCUGCAGCAUCAUCAAUCCAAUCUAACGUCGCCUAGUGGUACCUGCCCAUCUCUUGAUCAGCUUUCUCUCAAUCACGCGGCGCCUGGAUCCUCUGUCAUCGAUUUUGCACGCUCCAGUCUUACAACCGAAAUGGCUCUUCAAAAUCCCCUAAUGCAAGAGUUUAUGGAGCAGUCGUCAAUGGAUAUUGGGCUGAUAAAUCCUCCAGAGAUACAGAAUGACUCUGAUUUCGCCUUCCUCUGGUGUGCCGACGCCCUUGAUACAGAAUAA